GACAUUUGACAUUGAGUACGUUAGAUUGUAGGGAGAAAUGUAUAAAAGAUUUCGUCGAUAGUGUUUAGGCAUCAGUUGCUCAUCUGUUUCCCAUCGAACAGUCGUAAAUUAAACAUUAUCAAAAAUGAAAAUGAUCGUACUCGCCGUUGCCGCCCUCGUGGCCGUCGCCCUCGCCGCGCCCGCGGAGCAGGAGCCUCCCAAAAUCCUUCGCUCGGACUUCGAGGUCCAGCCUGAGGGUGGAUAUGCUUAUGCCUACGAGACCGAAGAUGGCAUCAAAAAGGACGAGAAUGGCGAGCUUAAAACCGUAAACGACGAGGAGAACAAACCCCAUGAAGUUGUAGUAGUCCGCGGUUCUUACAGCUACACCGACUCAGAAGGCAAAUCCCACUCCGUCACCUACUACGCUGACGAGACCGGCUUCCACGCUGAGAGCGAAGACAUCCCCAAGGGACCAGCCCAGGCCUAAGCUUUCGACGUACCUACUCAAUAUAAGUUACCAUCAACCCGAUUGUGAUUUUAAUAUCUCGUUCAGUAACUGUUGUGGAUUUGAUCUGUCAGUUAUCAAAAGUGACAUGUGCAAAGAACCUGCGGUACAGCGAUCGUGUGAUAUGCCUAUCGCGCCGGUGCGUUCUUUCCGCACUUACAAAAAGUGCGCGCGACAGAUUAUAUCAGUGCUCGCCCGCUGGUUUGGUUCAAAUCUACAACAAUUUAGCAGCACGAAAUUAAAAUCAGAUGCGGGUUCCUAGUCAAGACAUUUAACGUCGUUGGGACGCGAGCGCUCUGCGCUAACGAUUGUUAAUUUGAUGCUCACUGCCAUAUUUUUUUACGUUUAUACUAUUUUUUGUUUUCUGCAAAUAAAAUUGUUUACAUUCUAUAUA
Molecule: messenger RNA, 878 nt
Organism: Leguminivora glycinivorella
Lineage: Eukaryota; Metazoa; Arthropoda; Insecta; Lepidoptera; Tortricidae
Product: larval cuticle protein 1-like
Exons: 3
Coding region: 125-466 (113 amino acids)
Cellular component (GO): chitin-based extracellular matrix
Molecular function (GO): structural constituent of chitin-based larval cuticle
Source: RefSeq, a predicted model, not a curated record